Messenger RNA from Raphanus sativus (radish), 2685 nucleotides. RefSeq lists its product as uncharacterized. Gene Ontology annotation, biological process: proteolysis. The record is from RefSeq and is a predicted model, not a curated record. NCBI's taxonomy places the organism in Eukaryota, Viridiplantae, Streptophyta, Magnoliopsida, Brassicales, Brassicaceae. Gene Ontology annotation, molecular function: cysteine-type peptidase activity. The transcript has 7 exons. Bases 1 to 2685 code for a protein of 894 amino acids.
AUGAUGGAACUUCCUGACCGAAUGUUUGCCGAUGGUGAAGAACCAGUUGGCGUUCGCGUUCUUGCUUAUCAUCCUUCGAGUGGAAUCCGGAAAAUCCUAAGAACUUUGUCCGACGAGGAAAUCCAAUUCAUCAAAGCUUCUACCUUUGGGAAAUUUAUAGAUCUAGCAGACAAACCCGCGUUCUCUGGGAGGUUUGCUCGAUAUAUUCUUUCAACACAACUUAAGGUAAAAAAGAAGCACGAAGUUUGGUUUCGUUUUGCUGGAAACCCGGUUAGGUUUUCUUUAAGAGAAUUCGCUGCUGUGAAUGGCUUACCAUGUGGGAAGUUUCCAAAAAAAUCUAGGAAAAACAAGAAAGAACUACUUGCAGAAACUCCCUAUUGGCCUACUCUAUUUGGUGGUGCUGAAGUUGUUAGUGUUUCAUCGGUCAUUAGAAUGCUACGAAAGAAAACAGUAGUGGAUAAAGAUAUUAGGAUUAAGUAUGCUCUGCUUGCUCUGGUUUCAUCUGUAUUGAUGCCGACUAAUUUGAAGUCUAAGAUUCCAAAAGAGUAUGUAGAGAUGAUCAAAGAUUUAGACGAAUUCUUUUCGUUUCCUUGGGGCCGACUUGCUUUUGAUAUGCUAAUGACUAGCAUAAAGGAGAAAGAUGAGAUAGCGCUUUGUCAGAAUACAUUCGCUCUUAAAGGUUUUGUUCACGCUAUACAAUUGGUGAUGGUUGAAGCGGUGCCGGCUCUAACAGAGGUUGUUCAAGAGGCUGCUUCAUCUUCAGACACAGACUCAGAUAGGGAAGAAGAUGAUCUUCACGAGAAGCAUAAUAAGCGACUGACAUUAAGCCCAGGACAUGCUAGAGAUGUUGAUCAGAAAUGCGAGGUUCCUGUAAAAUGUAUUAACGAAGACAAGGCUUCCUCUGGUGUGGAAGAUGAAGAGGAUGAUUACUCUGACGAGAAAAUAGAUGCAAAAGUUGAAAACAUUUUGCGUCUAUACAGCGAAAAACAUUGUUUCAACAACUCAAUGUUCAAGAGGGGAUUAGCAAUGGCUGAUGUUGAACAAAUGGGUAGCAAGGGAAAGAGCAAGAAGAGAGCAACAAAAGCUACUAAGAAAGCGGUGCCCAAAGAAUCUGGCUCGGACGAGAGGUUUGCUACUCUUCUAUAUGACAAGAUGAAGCCAGAAAUUUCUAAAUUUCGAGAGAUGGCCAAGAAUAUAAAUGCCACUGUCAAAGUUGCUGGUCAAGAAUUUGCUUCGAUGGAGUCUCGGGUAGGAAGUCUUGUGGAAAAUAAGAUCAAGGAUAUGAUAGAGUUUGUUAUGGUUCCAAUGGUAGAGCAAAGAUUUUUUCGGUUCAAAGAAGAUAUCAUCCAGGGUAUUGAAAGCAUUAUCAAGAAUCAACAUGAGGAUCCGGUUAUCAAUUCGAAAGGGCAGCCAUCUACUAUGCCACACUGUGACAACACGGAUCAGCCGUGCUACGAUAUCGAAAAUAGUCAAGGAAGAAAGGAAACAUUUUCUCAAGAUGAAACAACACAUUCUGCGGAAGAUAAUUUGCAUGAACUCCCAACAAGAGGUCUACCGUCUGAUAUAACUGGAUUAGCUCCCAAUCCUGAUGCAACAUCGGAAGAAAAUGAAAGGGAUCAUCAUCCAGCAUCAGAGCCGGAUAAAGUUUCCUCUCCAGUUAAUAUGUCUGACAUGGAAUUGUUCCCUGUUUCUGAGAUUCCGUCGUUCUCCCUUGGUUUGUCUCAGGAUGAUAACAAUGAGGACCUGGUGAACGGGUCAGCUGCUGAACAAGUCGCAGCAGAAAAAAGUAAUAAUUUUGAACUACAAGACUGCAGGAGAGGCAAAAGACAAAAAACCGUUACCCAUGGUCUCGUUGACGUUUUCCAGUGUAGUCCAGAUAUACUAAACAGAGCAAGGGAUGCCCAAAUGGUUGUUUAUGGGAAAGCUGAUUCUUGGGAGUAUACACAAAAGUAUACUAAACUUGCCCAAAAGCUCAAAUCCCAAUUUGUUAUCAAUAUCGGAGGGUGUAAUGUUUCAACCAAAGACAUUGUGGAUAUUGUCGAAAGGGCCAGGCUGUACUCUUCAAAGGUGAUGGACAUCCUUAUGAAGCAUCUUAGCUUGUCAUAUGCUAAACAGUCUCUACCAGUUCAGGGCAAAAGAUCGGUAUUUUUUAAUACAAAGUUCGUUGCCUCAUUGUCUACCAGUUACCUGAAAUUCUCCAAAGUAUCGGAUAAGGAAACCCAUAUGCUUACCAAGAGUCUUGUGGACGUGUUUGGAGAGGUCAUGGUUCAUCUUCCUGAUGACUAUCGUUUCUACUUCCCUUUUAAUCUUGAUAAAAAACAUUGGGUCGGCUUGUGUGUGGAUCCAUCUGCUUGGCUGAUCACAGUUAUUGAUUGCAACACCGCGCUCAGGAGUGAAGCUUUGAUCAGUUCUGAAUUCAAGCCACUAUCGGAGAUGUUUCCUUACCUAAUGAGACAAGCUGGAUUCCGAAUUUCGAAUUCUCAGCUUAGACCAAUGGUUGUUGAACGAGCAAAAUCCAUUCCGCAGAACAUCAUCUCAGCUGAUUCUUCUCUAACGUCCGUUCUACUGAUGCAAACACAUGCUCUUUCUGGAAUUGAAACUUGUCGUUGUAUCACUCCACAUAUUUUAGCUUCUGAGGCGCAAAGGGUGGCUGUUCUUCUAUAUGAGUACCACAUGAAACUCUAA